Molecule: messenger RNA, 2239 nt
Organism: Owenia fusiformis
Lineage: Eukaryota; Metazoa; Annelida; Polychaeta; Sabellida; Oweniidae
Source: the annotation of a GenBank genome assembly
GGAACAGCUGCCAGUUCUACUGGAGAGAAUAUGAAGUGUAUGGACUGCCUAGCUGUUUUCAACACAUCUAUUAGCCCUAAGAUACAUGUGUGCCCAGCUCUCAACAAGACACACACAUGUGACAACUGCAAUAAAGUUUACUCUAGUCUAGGGGCACUCACGUUCCACCAGGCCUCUCACUUAGAUAAGAAUCCAUUUGUAGUUGAGAAUGAUGGCUCCCCUACUCUGUAUCAAUGUGACAGGUGCCCAAAACGCUACAAGAAUGAUCAUUCCCUCGUAACCCACUUGAACCAACACAAUAAUGGUGACAAAUACAAAUGUUCCCAUUGCGAGAAAUUCUGCAAAACCAGACAAGGAUUUGAGUACCACAUACGACGGGAACAUUCUGGAGAAAAACCUCACAAAUGUAAACACUGCCAUCUAUGUUUUAUCUCAUACUCUAGUCUACAGAAUCACAUGGACAAACAACACACAGAUCCUAAAGAUUUCAAGCACAAAUGUGAGAUAUGUACUAGUGUAUUCCCAAGGGCUUACAAACUAAAGACACAUAUCAACGAGUGCCAUAAUGAUGAAAAACCAUUCUCCUGUCCCCAGUGUAGUAAAAAAUUUGCUCGCCAGGUAGGUGUAAAACUCUGUAUGGACUCCCAUAACAGGCCAUAUGUAUGUUCGGAGUGCCAAUCCUCAUUUACACAGAAAUGCCACCUAAAAGAGCACAUCAAUAGCAAACAUAGCAGUGAGAGAAGAUACGCUUGCGAGACCUGUAUGAAAUGUUUCCCAACUAUGAAAUCAGUGAAGCAGCACAUCACUGAUUGUCACUCUGAUAAACGCUACAUCUGUGAGAUAUGUCACCAGGAUUAUAAAUAUAGGUCCAGUUUCCAUAGGCAUAUGAAAACCCACAAAAAUACUGAUCUGACAAAGGAUAUUGAUGAGGAACAAAAUUAUAUGAUAAUGUGCCAAAUCUGUGAGAAAGUUUUCGAGGAUUAUACCACAUAUGAUGAACAUUUUGAGAAAACACAUAAAAUGAAUCAAUCAAAUCAACAAGACAAUGUGAGUAGUUUAAAAGAUAAAGUUAUGAUUAUUGAGGAUUCUAAUUCCAUAGUUGCUAUCGAUGACAUUCAAGAAAGUGCCAUUAUUGAUGGUGGUACUAUUGAAUGUGAUACCAUUGAAAAUAGUGCAGAUGAUGGUAUCAAUAUUGAAACUGAAACGAUUGUUCAGGAAAACAUCCAUGUUCUUAAUGAAUCAGGCAACAAUGUUAUUCAGUUGGAUUUCAAACCUGGUCACGUCAGUAUUGAUAGACUUGUUAAGAUUAAUGACACGGAGUAUCAGGUAGAGAUCGUAAAAGAUCCAUCAGCCCCAAAUGUUGAUGAAUCAAGUGAGGCCAAUGACACUGUACUACAUGUAGAGAUAUCUGAAAAUGGAUCAUUGGUUAUCAGUGGGAAUGAUACCUCAGAAAGAGAAGUUUUAACAUAAUAGAGUAUCAAAAUUUCAGAUAUAAUCAAAGUAAGGCAUUACUACUGGUAUGUUAUCCCUCUUAAUAAAUGCCCAUGGGUGUUAUUUUGAAGGUACUUUGGAGGCAAUGGGUGUGAUAAUGAAGGGUGUGCAAGACAAAUUCUAACAAAUAAAAUCAUUAUUUAUUAUUUAUAUACAUAAAUAUUGUAUUUUAUUUCCAUAGUUUAAUAACAUAUUGGAAGAUUACUGAUUUAAAUAAACUAUAUUAAACUGAGUGAAAUAAUGUUUGUUUUGCGAUUCUUGACAACUGAUGUUUUAUAUUUAGCCCACUUAAUUGUAACCUACAUCACAAAUCCACUGUAUGGAUUUCUUGGUAACUGUACAUCAAGAGAAAAAUAUAACUUUAAAAUCAUAAACAGUUCAGUUCACUGUAACGUUGUUUCAAAUUCUUGCUAACUGUAUAUACACAAAAAUAACUUUAAAAUGAUGCAGUUUUGUGGCAAGUUAAGCAUGUCAUACCCAAAGACAUCCAAUCAAAUUUGUUUCCUUGAACCCAGGAUUGUGUUAUGAAGAUCAACAUGCUACUUACCAAGGAAAUCCCUUAUAUGAAUUAUAACUACAAAUCAAAUGUCUUUUACAGUUCCUGCUUGGAAUUACAAACCAAAAACUCCUGGUCAAAGCUUAUUUUUCAAGAAUUUUGGGAUUAUUCUUUCAUUUUGACAUUACAUUUUUAUGAUUAUUAAAAGAAAACAAGACAUUAACAUGUAAAAUGUCACCACCUGCCUUUUGU